UUCCCUUCCGCGAUUCAUUCCUGAUAAUCUCCCCAUAUGAGUAAACGACGUGAAGUUCGCUGUUCUGCUUCUCAUCACCGACUCUCUCAACUUUAUUCUUCCAUGUCCCCACCCAUCUUCUUCUUUACACUCUUCCCUUUUCUUCUUUCAUCAUUCAUGUCUUCUUCCCUUCUUCAUUCACUCACUUUCCUUCCACUCCUCAGUCUCGCCUCUAAUGGCCUUUGCAGAUUAUAAACUCUGGUAGCAAUGGCGGUCGCGCGUUCCUUCUUUAAUGGGUUCAUCUCUCUCUUCCUCCUCCUCAUCGUCUAUCUUGGUUGCUUCAUAUUCCCAAACACCAAUCGUGCUUCAACGAAGAAGCGAAAGGUAUCUCCUCUCUCUCCUUCUUCCACUCCAUCUCGUCUCAAAUCAUCACAGAAAGCCUUCUCUUCCUCUUUCUCCUUCCUAAAGCGCAUCCUCCACUUCAACAACUCCAAGGGAGAUAAUGAGCCACAACUACAACUACGAGUGCUCCCACAACCCAUAACCCCAACAUCAUCCGCCGGAUCGUCGCAACAGUUAACAGUACCAGAUACAUCACGGACGAGGCAAAUCGGACCCGUACAAGAGCCCGAUAUCUCUCUCGAUCAUCCCUCAUUUCCUCUCCGAAACGAUAUCUUUCCAUGCCCGAUCUGUGGUGAAGUGUUUCAGGAGAACCAGCUUUUAGAACAGCACCAAUCGAUCCAACACGCUCUUUCAGAGCUCUUUGAUGGUGAUUCAGGUAAGAAUAUUGUUCAGAUCAUUUUCAAAGCUGGAUGGAACGAAGAAGGGAAGCAGAACCCUAUAAUCCACCACGUGCUCAAAAUCCACAAUAGCCCCAAGAAGCUAUCGAGGUUCGAAGAGUAUAGAGAGAACGUGAAGUCCAGGGCGUCACGAAACGGAGUGAAGAGAAGGGAUGAGCGUUGCAUCGCUGAUGGAAAUGAGUUGUUGAGGUUUCACUGUUCCACGUCGGCGUGUGGGUUGGGACAGAAAGGGAAUUCUAGUAUUUGUAACCAGUGCUACUGCAGCGUAUGUGGGAUCAUAAGAUCGGGUUUCUCGGCGAAAAUGGAUGGGAUAUCGACGCUGUCGAGUAGCUGGAGAGCACACGUGGCACUUCCGGAUGAAAUCGAGGAAGAUUUUGCUUUUAUGAACGUGAGGCGUGCCAUGUUGGUUUGUCGAGUCAUAGCGGGUCGAAUCGGAUGUGAGGGUGACCAGGAGGUGGUUGAUAAGGAAGAUGCUCAGUAUGACUCGGUCGUUGGGGGGAGUGGUGGAGCCCAGUCCAGGUUGGAUGCAGAUGAGCUUUUCGUUUUUAAUCCAAGGGCGGUGCUUCCCUGUUUUGUGAUAAUAUACAGCGUGUGAGUAUGACUGUUUGUGGUUUUGCCCUUCUUUUUAAUUUCUAAGUUAUAUAUUUUUCUUUUUCUGAAAAACUUUGAACUGUAUGAGGAAGAUGAGUGUAACAGGUAAGAUAGGAGAUGUUUCAUGAUGUGUAGUGGUCGAGUGUUCAAGUGUACUCUCUCUCAUGGAGUCACGGGGCUUGGCAAUAAAUUUGUAUAUCUUUAAAUUCA
Messenger RNA from Macadamia integrifolia, 1580 nucleotides. RefSeq lists its product as uncharacterized. Lineage: Eukaryota; Viridiplantae; Streptophyta; Magnoliopsida; Proteales; Proteaceae. Bases 247 to 1374 code for a protein of 375 amino acids. The transcript has a single exon. The record is from RefSeq and is a predicted model, not a curated record.